Messenger RNA from Peromyscus leucopus (white-footed mouse), 1252 nucleotides. RefSeq names its product eukaryotic elongation factor 2 lysine methyltransferase (gene Eef2kmt). NCBI's taxonomy places the organism in Eukaryota, Metazoa, Chordata, Mammalia, Rodentia, Cricetidae. The record is from RefSeq and is a predicted model, not a curated record. Bases 33 to 1046 code for a protein of 337 amino acids. The transcript has 8 exons.
UCGUUUCCAGGCAACACUGGCCCCGCCCCGCGAUGGCGCCUGAGGACCACGAGGGGGCCACGUCUCUGCUGCAGAGUUUCGAGCGCCGCUUCCUGGCGGCUCGCGCGCUUCCCUCCUUUCCCUGGCAGAGCCUAGAAGAGAAAUUAAGGGAGCCCUCGGGUUCUGAGCUGCUGCUGGCUAUUCUGCAGAAGACUGUGAAGCACCCUGUGUGUGUACAGCACCUGCCGUCUGUGAAGUACGCCCGCUGCUUUCUCUCAAAGCUCAUCAAAAAGCAUGAAGCUGUGCCCACAGAGCCUUUGGAUGCACUGUAUGAGGCACUGGCAGAGGUCCUGAUGGCCAAAGAGUCCGCCCAGUGCCACCGGAGCUAUUUGCUGCCUUCAGGAGGCUCAGUCACACUCUCUGAGAGCACAGCCAUCGUGUCCAAUGGCACCACAGGCUUGGUUACGUGGGAUGCUGCUCUCUACCUGGCAGAGUGGGCCAUCAAGAACCCAGCAGCCUUCACUGACAGGACUGUCCUGGAGCUCGGCAGUGGAGCUGGCCUCACAGGCCUGGCCAUCUGCAAGGCGUGCCACCCCAGAGCAUUCAUCUUCAGCGACUGUCACGGCCAAGUGCUUGAGCAGCUCCGUGGAAACGUGCUCCUCAACGGCUUCUCCUUAGAGCUGUACACCCCCACUGACCCAAGCAACCCAAAGGUGACAGUGGCUGAGCUGGACUGGGACGAGGUGACAGCCGCUCAGCUCUCUGCCUUCCAGGCAGAUGUUGUCAUUGCAGCAGAUGUGCUAUACUGCGGGGAAGUGACACUGUCGUUGGUCAGGGUCCUGAAGAUGCUCAGCGCCUGCCAGAGGAAGAAUGCUCCUGUUGUCUACGUGGCCUAUACCAUCCGCAGCCAAGACACGGGCAAGCUGUUCAUCACAGAGCUGGACCGCGCAGGGAUCUACUGGGAAGAGGUGCCUCCUCAUGCCGGCCAACUGUUCCCUUAUGAAGAGCACUCGGCCAUCGUAAUCCUGAAGCUCGUGCUGAAUGGUCGCCACAGUGUUAGAAGGUGAUUGGAAAAAUGAGAUCGCUGUCAUGGGAAGAGUCCACGAGAAAGGUGAAAAGGCUUUUGUUGGGCAGGAAUGUUAAAUAACAAACCACAAAUGUACAGUAAGCACAGGCUUUGAGUGCUGGUGCCUGUCCUCAGCAGCUCAUCUGGAAUGGACACAGGCUUGGAGCAAGCAUUUCCUUUGCACCAAUAAAAACAUGAAUUUAUCAA